GGAGGGGAACUGAGCUCGCCGAGCUCACAGCUCCCUGGUAGCGCGAGAGACCACAAAUUUCGCCACAGUUGGGCUUCCGGUCCCAUCGACAGGAAGUGCUGCUUCUAAGAAGAGAAAGAGGUGCUCAUCAUCUGUUCACCUGGUGGGGCUGGAAGAGCGCGUUGUGUUGCCCAGCCCGGCGCCCCUCUCCGUUUCCACACCCGGCACCGGUUCCCCUUUCCAUGCCUGUGACUCCAGCAGCCGGACGACUAGGCUCCAGCAGUGGGAAGUGAUCGCACCUGGACUUCCACCCUGCUCCUCGCUCGCUUUGGCCCCGCAGGCGAGCUCAUGGCAGAGAACGGCUCCGCACCCACCGGUUCCAAGGGGCGGCGUGCUGUGGAGCUGAAGAUCGUGAUUGUGGGUGAUGGCGGCUGUGGAAAGACCUCCCUUCUGAUGGUAUACGCCAAAGGAGACUUCCCAGAGAAAUAUGCCCCGUCUGUGUUUGAGAAGUAUGUCACGACCGUCUCAUACGGAGGGAAGGAGGUCUAUUUGAACCUGUACGACACUGCAGGACAGGACGACUAUGACCGGUUAAGGCCUCUUUCCUACCAGAACGCCAACCUGGUGCUGGUUUGUUAUGACGUCACCAACCCGACAAGCUUCGAAAACGUCUUGAUUAAAUGGUACCCGGAGGUGAACCACUUCUGCAAAGGUGUGCCCAUCAUCCUGAUUGGAUGCAAGACGGACCUGAGGAAGGACAAGGAGAAGACCAGGAAACUGAAAGCCAUGGACCAGGCUCCUGUCACUUACACACAGGGCGAGGAAACGCGGCAGCAGAUCGGCGCGGAGCUCUACCUGGAGUGCUCUGCCAAGUACCGGGAGAACGUAGAAGACAUCUUCCUGGAGGCCACCAAGCGGGCGCUGGCAGCCAGCCGGAGGGCAAGGCAGAGCCGCAAGAAGAGGGCGUGCGUCCUCCUGUGACCGAGGGAAGGUACCGGAGAGCCGCGGCACCGACAUCCUUCUUCUCGCUUCCGAUGGGGAAGGAGCUCCUCACCGGCGACGUGUCACUGUGAGCCUCCGGGCUGGACUGGAACACACAGCAGGACGGGGAUAUAUUUUGUGCUGCUAAAUUACCGCACAGAGAAAUGUACUUAAUUCUUUCCUCACUAUCGGUGAGAAUGGAGUAAGAAUUAAAUGUUUUCUUUUGGGUUUUUCCAGCUAUUUCUUAUGGGCCCAUAACAUUUUCUGUAGGUUUCCCCCCCCCUUUUUUCCCUCCAUAUUCAGCAAGGACGUUUUAGAGCGUUUCCCAAAAAUGGGUGAAACGCUGAGCUUCUCUUUCGUGGUGCUAUGGAACCGUUGCGCUUCAGGUGAGAAAACAGGUCCGGCGGUCGGCUCUACAGGGACGGAGGCGCGGUACAGCUGGCCGUCGGGGGACUGAGGGUGGGGGACGCCAGAAAGUUCCGCCUGCGCGAAAGAGGAACGAGGGCAUUUCAGAACAAUGUGCAUCAGGAAGUAAGUGGAGAACUGAUGGCGGAUCGCAGUGAGUGCCUACAGGUGAGCGCAGGGCAGCGGCAGGUGAAGCGGCCAAAUAACACGGUAAUACAGUCAGACAUCAUAGUUCAUUCCCUCUUUGCAGUUCAGAAGCCCAAGCAAUCGGGGUCAUCCGGCAUUUUUCAUUCUUGUGGGAAAAUAUUUACUUACACUGUAU
Scleropages formosus (Asian bonytongue) is the source of this 1687-nucleotide messenger RNA. RefSeq names its product ras homolog family member F (gene rhof). Bases 328 to 960 code for a protein of 210 amino acids. The record is from RefSeq and is a predicted model, not a curated record. Lineage: Eukaryota; Metazoa; Chordata; Actinopteri; Osteoglossiformes; Osteoglossidae. Gene Ontology annotation, biological process: small GTPase-mediated signal transduction. Gene Ontology annotation, molecular function: GTP binding; GTPase activity. The transcript is spliced from 5 exons.